Messenger RNA from Closterium sp. Naga37s-1, 1293 nucleotides. NCBI's taxonomy places the organism in Eukaryota, Viridiplantae, Streptophyta, Zygnematophyceae, Desmidiales, Closteriaceae. The record is from the annotation of a GenBank genome assembly.
AUGGCAUCCACGAUUGUCCUUAUAGGGGACGAUGAAGGGGCCACCACUACUGCUGCUGCUGGUGCGGCUGCUGGUGCUGCUUUGGCAAAUCCCGGCACGGAAGCUCUGGAUUUAAGCGACGACGAAGAUCCGGCGAUGUGCAUGGCUCACAACUGCUCAGAUGGAUUCUGGAAGUGUGCUGGAGGCACCCUGUGCAUUCAUCAUUCUCAGAGGUGCAACGGCAAUAACGACUGCCCUCUAACCGGAGCAGCCGAUGAGGCAGGUCAGGGGAUGCAUGGUGCAACUGAAGGCUCAGAUGCUGUUUCGCAAGGGGUGGCUACAAGUGGCGGUUCACCUGUGGCUGCAGGACCUGCCAUACCGCCUUACACAGCCGAUGAGGACCCUUCCUUCUGCCGCUCAUUUGCCUGUGAUCCGUCAGCAUGGCCACACACCAAGCAGUGCCCUUCUACUGGUCUGUGCCUGCCAUUGGAACAGUGGUGCGAUGGGGUCAACGACUGUAUUGAUUAUGCCAACUUCAGUGGUAGAAGUGGCAGUGCUGCUAAUAACGGAGCUGCUUAUGCUGAUGACGAGGAUCCCGAGGACCUGGUGAAGAGCCAAUGCACAGCUUUGAAUGAAUGGGCGAAGAUUCAGAAAGACGCUGCUGCUGCUGCCGAAGCUGCUGCUGCAAAGAAAGCUGGAAAUUCGACUGCAGCAGCUGCCAACACUGGUACUGCGAGCGGUAACUCCACCUCAGAAAGUGGUUACCCUGUUACGCCAUCGAACAGCACAUCAGUCUCACGCCCAGGCUCAUCCCGCAGGAGAGGGAAAUGGUCGGAUAAGAGAGGAGACGCUGGGGGAGCUGAUAGUGGUAACAAGUCAGAGCAGGGAGGGGGGAAGGGAGCUGAGAAGGGAAGGGAGAAUGGGGGGGAGAAGGGAGGGGAGAAGGGAGGGGAGAAGGGAGGGGAGAAGGGUGGGGAGAAGACAGGGGGGAGUGCCAGUGGAGAGAAGCAAGGGGGGGAAGCGAGUGGGGUGAAGAGGGAAACAGAGAAAGAGAGGAAGGCAAGAGAGUGGGAGGAGCGAAAGCAGCUUGCAAAGGGCAAAACGAGGGAAAAGGAGGAGGCUGCAGAGAAAAGAAAGAGGGAGGAAGAGGAGAGAAAGGCAAGGGAAGCUGAGGAGAAGGCGAAAAGAGAGGAAGCUGAGAAGGCGAGGAGAGAGGCAGAGAAGGGUGGACCCCUUCCAGGGCCACACUGCACUCCGCUGCGGUCGUUGGGGGUCAUAGGGCGUCAUCCCUCGCCACCACCAACCUCAGUUUGA